CAAUGUCUACCAUUUGAAUACCAGAGAAGAAGACUAACGACGUGACCAAACUUCCGUGUUUGGUUCUGUGGUUUGGUUUGAUCCCCAUGAUUAUGAUUAAUCCGUUUUCGAUAUGUUAAAGAAAGAUCUACUGCUAACUAUUAGAAUUGCAAGCACUCGCGUUCAGUUGAGCCUUUGAUUAUUUACGAUUUUCGUCCUUUGUAUCGUUACUUACGCGCCUUAAGGUUUAUUUGCGGUCGAAUUUUUUUUGGGUUGUAUUUUAAAAUUUUAUAUAAUCGAAUUCUGCUUUAUGUAUGCCACCGGUGGGGUUUGGUGCCAACUUGGCACCACCAAAGUGUCGCUAAGUUUGGAAACCUUAAAGGCCAGCCAGGCAAGUAAGAAACCUGUAAAGGGGGGCACCGUCCCUGAAGGCGUUAAGAAGAAGGUUUUGAAGAAAGUAGGAUCGACCAGUACCAGUUUCAUUGGUCCCGCAUGUCGCCCGGGAAAGAACGCAUGUCGCCCGGCUAAGACCGCAACUCACCCGCCGAAGACGGCAAUUCACCCGCCGAAGACCGCAACUCACCCGGCUAAGACCGCGUCUCGCCCGGCUAAGACCAAGGGGAAGGAUAUCGAAGACAGCUUGAAUGACUUCUACCAGGAACUGGAGUCUUUGGACUCACCGGACGCUGCUCCGCGUCCCCCGAACAAACAGGCAUCGAACCAGGACAGACGCAACAGAAGAGAGCCGCCAAAUACAAACCAGAAGAGAAGUUACGAUUCCUUCCAGUAUUCAGGCAACGAUCCUAAUCGCCAGCAACAACACUGGCAGCCGGAUGGCCCGUACAACCACGACAACAAGCGACAACGCAGUGAGGAUGACUUCUGGCGGCCACAUCAUCCCCAGAUGAUGGGUUUUCCGAGACCGCCCCAACGAUUCCAACCUCCUCACCCCCGCUUCAAUGGGCCAUUCCCAGGCCCUCCACCAGGACACUUUGUGCCCCAUUGGAACCCCUAUGCCCAUCCACAGGACUCCCACUUCCAACAAGACCAAUUCCUCCCACCCGGCGUGUGUCGUGAUCCGCAUCCUCCGGGCUGUCGACCCAGUCCUCCACCCCAUCCGGGUGAUGGCCUUUGGGGGGGAGGCAGCGGAGAGCCUACCUGGCCGCAGAGUUCUGCAGCAGAAACCAAACUGGUCAAUUCGCAACAAGAGGACUACUCCACCAAAGACCCCGACUCUUCAUCAUCAUCAUCAUCGUCCUCGUCAUUGUCACUGAUCUUGAUGCGUGGUUUACCAGGAUCUGGUAAAUCAACGUUUGCUCGGGAGCUGGCGUGUACUGGGCCCACUGGGGUGAUUCUCAGUACUGAUGACUACUUCGCCAACCAGGACGGCUACACGUAUGACCCAAGUCUGCUGCCUAUAGCUCAUCAAUGGAACCAGAAUCGAGCGGAUGAAGCUAUGCUGAAGGGUUGUUCCCCGCUGAUCAUCGACAACACCAACCUGCAGCCAUGGGAGAUGAAGCCCUACGUCGCCAUGGCCCUGGAGCGAGGGUACAGAGUCUUCUUCCAGGAACCCAACACUCAGUGGAAGUUCGAUCCCGUUGAGUUGGAGAAGCGGACCAAGCAUGGCGUCCCACAGCAGAAGAUCGCCCAGAUGUUGGAGCGCUUCUGUUUCCCCGUCUCCGUGGAGACCGUCAUGACGUCGCAAGAGCCACCGCACACCAGCGCCCCGACGCAACACCAACAAAGAAGACCUUAACCAAUGUUUAUUUUAAAUUUUCUAUUCAACGUUGGUUAUCAGAUCAGUAAAUACAUUUUUACAGGGUUGCUCAGGGUUGCCAUGGGAUCGAAACGACUAUUUUUUACAUUGAGUGUUUUAAAGAUUUAGUUUAGAUUUGCCCUCUUCGGUCUGCGUUGUUUUAGAUAAUAAACUUUCUUAACCUUUA
Messenger RNA from Gadus macrocephalus (Pacific cod), 1922 nucleotides. It is a transcript of the gene n4bp2l2, whose product is annotated as NEDD4 binding protein 2-like 2. The transcript is spliced from 5 exons. The record is from RefSeq and is a predicted model, not a curated record. Lineage: Eukaryota; Metazoa; Chordata; Actinopteri; Gadiformes; Gadidae. The coding region runs from base 290 to 1735 and encodes 481 amino acids.